Messenger RNA from Rotaria sp. Silwood1, 573 nucleotides. Lineage: Eukaryota; Metazoa; Rotifera; Eurotatoria; Philodinida; Philodinidae. The record is from the annotation of a GenBank genome assembly.
AUGCUGUUGCAUACAGAAAUAUUUACCUUUAUUAAGUUCACUGAUUUUUUUUUUCUUAUAUUUUUUUAUACUAACGCUGUUGUAACAACAAUUGCUGAUCGUAUUGCACCUUAUUAUCGACCAGCAUUACCUGAUAUUGAUCAUAAACUAUUAUCUUAUUGGAGUUAUUUUCAAAUAAAUAAUUAUUUGAUUAUUAUUGCUUAUAUAUUUAUAUUUGUAAGAUUUUUACCUCAAUCAGACAUUCGUGUUACUGUUUUUCGUCGUUGGUUUUUUUUACAAGAUGUUAUGUUUGGCAUGUGCAGUAUUUCUAUUUAUGUGAGUUCACUUACUGUAUCACAGUCGGGUUGUAUCACUAAUAUAACAGAAUUAGCAACACCACCUGUCGAAGCUUUUUAUGUUAUGGUUGGAAUACGUUCGACAUGUGAAGAUGUACUUUUUUCAGGUCAUACAGUGGCAUAAGGAAACUUGGCAGGGAAAAAAUUGAAAAUUCCUUAUUAUUUUUCUAUUCCAAUUUUAAUUGAUCCAUUUACACAACAAGAAUAUCUUAAGAGAAAAUUACAAUUACCAAAUUAA